Molecule: messenger RNA, 2957 nt
Organism: Mobula hypostoma (lesser devil ray)
Lineage: Eukaryota; Metazoa; Chordata; Chondrichthyes; Myliobatiformes; Myliobatidae
Gene: arpp19a
Product: cAMP-regulated phosphoprotein 19a
Exons: 3
Coding region: 95-448 (117 amino acids)
Cellular component (GO): cytoplasm
Molecular function (GO): protein phosphatase inhibitor activity
Source: RefSeq, a predicted model, not a curated record
GCGCGUGGCGGCGCGUGCGCACCAGGGCUGCACUGCGGAGGGAUACAGGGCGGCGGAGGCCUGGUUAGUGGCUUUCUGCUUCGGUCCGCUGGCGAUGUCACUGAAAUACGAGGCGGUGAAGAGGUUGGAGGGAUCGUCGACCGAAGAGCGGCAGGAAAUGGAGGACACAGUCAUCAGUCCUGAAAAGGCUGAGGAGGCCAAGUUGAAGUUAAAGUAUCCAAAGUUAGGACAGAAACCUGGUGGAUCGGAAUUUUUGAGGAAGCGGCUACAAAAAGAUCCAAAGUAUUUCGAUUCAGGAGAUUACAAUAUGGCUAAAGCUAAAAUCAAGAAUAAGCAGCUGCCAAACAGUGGAGCCGACAAGAACCAAGUGACGGGCGAACACAUUCCUACUCCGCAAGAUCUGCCUCAGAGAAAACCUUCACUUGUUGCUAGCAAACUGGCUGUCUGAUAACCUUGAAGAAUGCAUAAAACUUGUCAUUCCUCUUUCUUGCUAUUAAUUCCUGUGUUUUAGCUUUUUUCUUGUACCAUUACAUCAAUAUGUCUGACAGCUUGGCAGAUAACUACAACACUGUUGUUGCUGCAAGAAAGAUCAGUAAACACAGAACAAUGAGAUUUCAGAUACUAAACCAUGCACUGAUGGCAAGGACAUUGAUGUUAUAAGUAGGAAGUAGUGGACUACAGUACUGAGGCACAAAUAUAACUUCAUGUAGAAGUAUUGACAUUAUUUUGAUUUUACUGUUUCAAGAUCAUUAGUACUACUGUAAAAUUCUAGAUUGGGUAAGUCUGAUUUGUUUUUCUUAACCAUUUCCCUGUUUAUUACUAACUUCAGUGUUGCAAGUGACAGUCCUUAGUGGAUGUUAACACAAUUGCACAAAACAUAUUUUUUUAAAAAUUGCAACCCAGUUUUCAUUGACCUUUCAGAAAUGUUAAACCUACUAAAAUAUUUGUUAAUUGGACAAUAUUUGUCCAUACUGCUAUACCCUUCCUGGAUGUAUUUCAAUCUACAACUUGUGCCUCUUGUAGUUCUGAAUGGUAUCCCUAAAGAUUGGUAGGUUAGGGUGGCUAUAUAUUCAAGGUGAUUGAAAUGUGCAUGAGCAUAAACUGUGCAGUCACUUUGUGCCAUUUUUUUGUAAAUAAAAUAGUUUUGCACUAUGUACUGUUGCUGCAUUUGAAUGCUGGGAAUGUGUGCACUUAGUUUACUAUAUAUAAAUCAAGAGUGUAGGUAUUGAAGUCUUCUCUGCUCUGUUAGGUUUCAGUGCUUUAUAAUGGUAAGGUGAUCUCAACCCUCCAGAUAUCACUGGGAGUGGUUAAUUGUGUUGGGUCCAUGUGUCAUUGGUUGGUUAUUUGGUAGAAAUAAUUCAGGUACCAUGCUAAGCAUGUUCCCCCAUCUGGACUGGCUUUAAGUGUGUAUGGAAACUAGCAAUCUGGCAGCAUGCAUGUGGCCUCUGUCACUCAGGGUCAACCCUGAUGUUACCUUCUAGUUGUCUAGAUACGCAAGUCAGAACAGUACAAUAUUAAGAGCAAGCUGUUGCCCAUGUAGCACGCCCUCUUCACGCAUCUAAUGAACCCAAAGGAAUGGCCGUGACCAAUACAGUUUGGCACAGCAGCAUUGCAGGAGCCAUCAGUGAAACUCUGUCUUAAAGUAAAUGAUACUUUCAAAUUAGUAUUUGAACCACUUUCGCGUUACUUCCAGUAUCUGAAUUAGUGCUUUUAUUGUUGGUUUAUGCUAGCAUUUGCCAGUUACUGUAAAUGUAUUUGUUGUCUGCAUUGCUUUGGGCAGAUGGCCUCGUUAGCUGUGGCUCACAGCUCAUCUUGGAGAAGGAAUAAACCCUGAGUGACCAAUCCAGAGCUGGAGUCCCAAAGGCAUUGAGUUCAAUGCUGCUGGUGCCAAACUGUAUUGGUCUCUGCCAUUCCUUUGAGUUCAUGAGAUAUGUAAAGAGGGGGAGCUUGCUCUCCAUAUUGUACUGCCUCGACUUGCUUAUUAAUUCAGCUAGGACACAACAUCCAUGGUUGACCCUGAGUGAUGGAGGUGUCAUGCAUGCUACCAGUUUGCUUGUUCCCAUACAUACUUAAAGCCAAUUCAGAACAGGCUUGGCAUGAUACCUGAAUCAUUUCUACCAAAUGACUAACCAUCAAAGACACAUGGACAUAAUUUGCUCACAGUGAUAAAUUUCAUAUCAGAUUGGCUGAUCUGUGAGCAGGUUUGGAGUAAUUUGCUGGAGUGAAAUUCAAUCCCAGUUUAAUACUGUACCUUGAUAUUUUAAUCUCAACUAUGCCACCCUUGAAAUUUAUAUUCAAGUUGUACAUCUUCAAAGAGCAUUAUUCAACACAGUACUCAAUACUUAAAAAAAAUUAAAUCCUCCUUUAUACAUGUAAUCCAAUCUGCACAUUGUUUCCUCCAAGAUGGGGAGGGGAAGAAUGUUUAGCCAAAUCUUUCCAAAAGCACUAAGAUAUGCCAUCCACUUGUAUUUUCCUCUGUCAUUUGGAUGAAUCAGUGCUUAAAUUGGUGGUGACUUUGUAAUAUUGAGAGUUGUCUCGUUGAAUGUGCCAUGUUUGUAGCUUAUGACAAGUCUUCUUGGUCUGGAAAAAAAACGUGUUUUAUUUUUGGUGGCUAAUUUCAGUUUUAGUGGAAACUGAAUAUUUUAAUAGAAUCAAGACAUAAGCCUUAGCUUUUGAAUAUCAAUAAAGAACAGGAAAGAUAACUAUUAUAAUUCAAUAUAGCCUACUAUCAGAACUCAGUGUCUGCGUCAAUAACUCCCCCGAGUGUUAAACUUGCAAUAAUUAUCAUUUUGAGUGAUGUUCCACUUGAUUUGCUGCUCCACUUCUUCAAUUUCAUCUCUAGCAGUUUAUUGCCUGAUCUUCAACUAGGCAUGGAUGAAUACUUGACAGGUUCCAUGACGUACUUAUUUGAUGUCAUUUAAGGUGUUCCAAAUUCCAAAUGCUUAGUGGGAGGUGGG